AUGAAGAGAACCAUGAAGAAUUUAACCAAGUCUCAUGAAAAGGAUACUCAAGAAAAGGAUCAUAUGGUGAAUAAUGUGAGUGACAACAUUGAUGAUGUUAUUGAUUAUUCUUUCAGUUCUGAUAAGGGUUUUAUCCCCAUGAACAAUAAAGUUCAUAAUGGGUCUAAAUCAGUCAACAAAGGUGUUACUAAAUAUGUUGGUCUAUGUAAAAGCUUUGGAAAGAAGUCAAAUAAAAUAGUUGAUGGAAAUACGAUUCCUACAAAUGGUUCUAUUGGUUCCUUAUACAACGUGUGUUUCCAUUAUGAGAAAAGUGUGUUGAAGAGGAAGUAUUUGUAUCACAAAUGGGUAGCCUUGAAAGGAAGUUGUCAAGAGAAGCUUUGA
Messenger RNA from Vicia faba (fava bean), 381 nucleotides. The record is from the annotation of a GenBank genome assembly. NCBI's taxonomy places the organism in Eukaryota, Viridiplantae, Streptophyta, Magnoliopsida, Fabales, Fabaceae.